UUGGCCCAGCACACCCCGACUUGCGUAUCGCGAGCCUCCGAUUGCGCUCCGAGAAUUUGGUGUAUCAGAACGGCGACCCGACCUGGAGAAGUCACCGUUUCUAUCGCUUGCGGCGUUAAGUAAGCCCCGUCUCGCCGUCAACCACCCGCCCCGGUUCUGUUCUGGUCCAACUCUCUUCUCUUCGUGCAUGAUUGCGUUGCGAUAACAGUCAAUUGGCUACCCCCCCCAAACCCACCCCGCCGCAAAUAUGAUACGGCGACUCAUCCCACGAUGCGCCCCUCGCUCGGCGGCCUUCAUUGCGCCGCGGCGGUCAUCACUGGGCUUGUUCCCGGCUGCACGCCAGUACAGCGUCAGCCCGGAGGUGGCAUCCCAAACAAAACUGCAGGAUAUCGACCCGACCAAGGUGGUGGUCAACAAGACAGGCACGCCUAAGCCGCUCUUGAAGGCCGAGGACCUGGUCUUCGGGCGCAACUUCACAGACCACAUGCUCACCGUCGAGUGGGACCAGGCGACGGGCUGGCAAAAACCGCACAUCUUGCCCUACCAGAACCUGUCGCUCGACCCGGCCAGCUGCGUGUUCCACUACGCCUUCGAGUGCUUCGAGGGCAUGAAGGCGUACAAGGACAAGGAUGGCAAGAUCCGCCUCUUCCGCCCGGAAAAGAACAUGGAGCGGUUCAACAAGUCGGCCGCCCGCAUCGCACUCCCCAACUUCAACUCGGCCGCCAUGAUCGACCUCAUCGCCCAGCUCGCCAAGCUCGACAGCCGCUUCAUCCCCGAGGAGCGCGGCUACUCGCUCUACCUGCGCCCCACCAUGAUCGGCACGCAAAAGACGCUCGGCGUCAACCCGCCCGGGUCGGCCCUCCUCUUUGUCAUUGCCUCGCCCGUCGGCCCCUACUACCCGACAGGCUUCAAGGCCGUGUCGCUCGAGGCGACCGAUUACGCGGUGCGCGCGUGGCCCGGCGGCGUGGGCGACAAGAAGCUGGGCGCCAACUACGCGCCGUGCAUCGUGCCGCAGCGGGAGGCCAUGAGCCGCGGGUUCCAGCAGAACCUGUGGCUGUUCGGCGAGGAGGAGUACGCGACCGAGGUGGGGACCAUGAACUUCUUCGUGGCGGUCAAGAACAAGCAGACGGGCCAGAAGGAGCUGAUCACGGCGCCGCUCGACGGCACCAUCCUGGAGGGCGUCACGCGCGACUCGGUGCUGUCGCUCGCGCGGGAGCGGCUCGCGCCCGAGGGGUGGAACAUUGUCGAGCGCAAGCACACCAUGGGCGAGCUCGCCGAGGCCGCCAACGAGGGCCGCCUGAUCGAGGCCUUCGGCGCCGGCACGGCCGCCAUCGUGAGCCCCGUGCGGCACAUCAGCUGGCGCGGCCAGUUGGUGAACUGCGGGCUGAAGGAGCACGAGGAGUCGGGCGAGGUCGCGACCAAGAUGAAGAACUGGAUCGAGGCGCGGCAGUACGGCGAUGACGCGCACGAGUGGAGCUACGUGUGCUAGAGCGGGGGUGUAGAUGGGGUGUUGGUUGGAUGUAGAAUUGUAUAUAGCGUGCUAGUAAUUUCGAGCGGUUGAUCUUCAUGCCAUCUUCGAUCUCUAGUAGUUCAGUGACAAACUCAAUUCAACAACAACACGGCUGCCGCAGAGGGGCAGCACCUCUAUCCGAAUGAUGGUCUAGCUGG
Molecule: messenger RNA, 1668 nt
Organism: Chaetomium fimeti
Lineage: Eukaryota; Fungi; Ascomycota; Sordariomycetes; Sordariales; Chaetomiaceae
Product: aminotransferase
Exons: 2
Coding region: 248-1489 (413 amino acids)
Biological process (GO): L-valine biosynthetic process; L-leucine biosynthetic process
Cellular component (GO): mitochondrion
Molecular function (GO): branched-chain-amino-acid:2-oxoglutarate transaminase activity
Source: RefSeq, a predicted model, not a curated record